Astyanax mexicanus (Mexican tetra) is the source of this 3485-nucleotide messenger RNA. Its product is annotated as zinc finger protein 154-like. Gene Ontology annotation, biological process: regulation of transcription by RNA polymerase II. The record is from RefSeq and is a predicted model, not a curated record. The transcript has 2 exons. Lineage: Eukaryota; Metazoa; Chordata; Actinopteri; Characiformes; Acestrorhamphidae. Gene Ontology annotation, molecular function: RNA polymerase II cis-regulatory region sequence-specific DNA binding; DNA-binding transcription factor activity, RNA polymerase II-specific. Bases 291 to 1127 code for a protein of 278 amino acids.
UUUGUUUUAGAUGAACUUUAUAAAAUGAGGCACUUUAAUGCUGUUAAAUGAAGUUUUGGCGGCCCCUGCUGUUUAGUGGUGAACUGCAGUUACGCUACGUUUGGUCUUUCUGAGCCACCGUACCUCAGCAGCGGUCUGUGUGUUUCUGUGCUGCGGAAAUGAAAAUAUUAUAGGAUUUCUACUGAAAUCUAUGAAAGAGGUGAAGCACAAGCCAUCCUGAAGAAUCUCCAGAACACACAGAAAUUGUUUGAUACAUUUAACAGACAGAGGAAACAGAGGAAAGUCCCGACAUGGAGGAACAUCAGCACUCUGUCAAUAGUUUUACUAAACAGAGUGAUCUCAAAAAACACCAGCGCAUUCACACAGGAGAGAAACCGUAUCACUGCUCAGACUGUGGAAAGAGUUUUAAUCAUCAGAGUAAUCUCAAUAAACACCAGCGCAUUCACACAGGAGUGAAACCGUAUCACUGCUCAGACUGUGGGAAGAGUUUUACUGAACAGAGUACUCUCAAAAAACACCAGCGCAUUCACACAGGAGAGAAACCGUAUCACUGCUCAGACUGUGGGAAGAGUUUUACUCAACAUAAUACUCUCAAAAUGCACCAGCGCAUUCACACAGGAGAGAAACCGUAUCACUGCUCAGACUGUGGGAAGAGGUUUACUUUCGAGAGUACUCUCAAAAAACACCAGCGCAUUCACACAGGAGAGAAACCGUAUUACUGCUCAGACUGUGGGAAGAGUUUUACUCUACAGAGUACUCUCAAAAAACACCAGCGCAUUCACACAGGAGAGAAACCGUAUUACUGCUCAGACUGUUGGAAGAGUUUUAAUCGACAGUGUACUCUCAAAAAACACCAGCGCAUUCACACAGGAGAGAAACCGUUUCACUGCUCAGACUGUGGGAAGAGUUUUAAUCGACAGAGUACUCUCAAAAUACAUCAGCGCAUUCACACAGGAGAGAAACCGUAUCACUGCUCAGAUUGUGGGAAGAGUUUUACUGAACAGAGUAGUCUCAAAAUCCACCAGCGCAUUCACACAGGAGAGAAACCAUAUUACUGUUCAGACUGUGGGAAGAGUUUUACUCAUCAGAGUAAUCUCAAAAAACACCAGCGCAUUCACACAAGAUAGAAACUGUAUCAGUGCUCAGACUUUGGGAAGUGUUUUACUCAACAGUGUAAUCUCAAACUGCACCAGUGCAUUUACCAAUGCCUUUUUAUUGGUUCAGAAAAAAAUAUUCUUAUCCAGGGAUGAUAUUUAUAGAAUUCCACGUUAUGUUUUCAUGUAUGUUUAAAUACCUACAUUUGUUCAUGCCCUCAGAGAUCUCCACCACUUAGUUAAACAUGUGUUGUAGUAUAAUACGUUUUAAACACAGUGUAGUGGACUAAACAGAGGUUUUCUGCAUCGCUUGGACACACACACACACACACACUACCCCCACUUUAUGGUCUAUAAGGAACUUCAACCCCCAGAACACUCUAAAAGCCUUGGAGUAAUCUUUUUCAAACAGCCUUAAAUUUCAAAAUGACGUUUCCUGACUAUUUCUUCACUCAGCCUCGCUCAAGAGCCCUGAAUGCAAGUUUAGGGUAAACAUUUUUAAAUUCUUUUGACAUUCCUACAGACGCUGUCAGUCGUAAACCUGGAUUUAGGACCGUUAAUGUUUAAACAUCUGGAACUGUGCACAAUUGUGGUUUUGCCAACAGCACCAUCACCAGGACAAGGACGGGACUGCCGGACUUGAGAGAGUGUCCAAGACUUAAUGAAUGUAUUGGAAAUUGUAAAUUCACCAAAUAUCAUACCAAUUAAGGGGUUUGUGCUUAGUUAUUUCUGCAAUCACUUAGAAAUAAGAUUCAUGAAGUUAGGAGAAAUGUUCUAAGCUUGGAAUUCCAUUUUUAACAUUGCAGACCACAAGUCAGUGGGCUGAUAAGCGACUCUUUUUCACCAACCUCUCCCACGGUCGUAAAUUCCGGCCAGCAGCUUUGUCUAAACAUUCACUGCAGAGGGAAUGUAAUUUUUCACUAAGAAUUACUUAAAAUAUAGAUUGACUAUAUAAAAAAGGUGUUUUACAGAUAUUUACCAAAUGCCACUUCUGGUAUAUGUGUUUGGAUAUGUCCUGAUUAAAUUUUCCUAUUGAAGUCUGAAUCAGCAAGGUUUAACUAGCAUUUGAUAAUUUAGCUAUAUUUGGUUAUUAGUAGUUUAACCAUGUUGUAUCUUUUACGUGAUUUAAUUGGGUUUAAAUAAUAACAUGACUCUUGAUCUCUUUUUGACAAGGUACCAUCCAUUGUUGUAUUUCUAAGAUUAUCUUGUGAUGGUAAGAUUGUUGUUUCCUGAAUUUAUCCUCACAAACUGGUAUGCUGAAGACUGUAUUUUGAUCCACUGUUUAAUUGAGUUUUCUUUUGGUUUGGUCUAUUAGUAAAAUAAAAAAAUCUUUCACUAGCUGAAGCAUGGUGACCAUGUGGGGGUGUUUUAUGGCCCUUUGUGAACAGAUCAUCUUCCUCGCCAAAGUUUGAAAUUGCUCCUAGACCAAUUAAAACACAGACACUUGGGCCACAGAGCCAAUCGUAGCUUAAGGUCCAAAGCAGGUUUAAGCUACAGACUCAGUCAGUUAUGGGCAGAGAGUUUUGGAGUCAGUUGAGGAGAGGAGGGCAGAUAGAGAGCAGUUGGAGAAGAGAGAGUAGGGAGCCCAGAGAUGGAGGAAGGAUAGACAGAGAGGAGUUUGGAGUUUAGUUUUUUUUACUAGUUUAGUUUAGUCAGCUUAGUUUAGCAUUCUUAGUACAACUCAUUUAACCUUUUUCAAGCAUAAUGGUAUUAGUUAUUCUAGUUUAAAAUAACUAAGCUAUUUUAUGAUCUACGGAGUUCUUCUGCUCGCCAAAAUAGUUAAUUCAGUAAACCAACUAGACCAACCGACGGAUCACCGAAAGGGUACGCCAGCCGAGCCAGCUCAGGGGAAAGGUUCUCCCUGUGCAGAGACUAGAAGUGGGUGUCGACCAGGUGCGCCGCUGGCCCACAGAGCACUAUCUUUACCCUGCGGAUGGGUCCACGUGGGACCUGCUAGGGGUGCAAGAUGCAAGCCGAUCAAGAGGUUUGAACAGCAGACGGAACUGAUGGGGACCCCUUUGUGGACGUCAGGCAGUUUGGGUAUUUCUUUCAAGAAUUGGUGUUUCGGUUGGUCAAGUCUAGUUUGGUUAUUGUCCUCUUUUCUUAGUAUAGAUUCAUUUUCAGUUGUUGGGCGAGAAGGAUGAACUUUGUAGGUCCUAAAACAUCUUAAUUAUCUACAUAUUUUGGUGUUCUCAUUUGAUUGUUUUGACCUCAUUACAUUUAGACCCUUAUUUAGAAAUCCUCACUUAAUAGUUCUAGUAAUUUUUAUUCCUUUCAUACCAGUAUUAUAACGUCUUUGUUCUUUUAGUUCUCAUUUAUCGUUCUACACUAUGGUUUGAUAUCUAAUGGCUACAUUUAUGACUUUUAAUAAAAUACUUUUAUAUUACAAAA